Messenger RNA from Varanus komodoensis (Komodo dragon), 6100 nucleotides. It is a transcript of the gene CSDC2, whose product is annotated as cold shock domain containing C2. Bases 162 to 623 code for a protein of 153 amino acids. The transcript is spliced from 4 exons. NCBI's taxonomy places the organism in Eukaryota, Metazoa, Chordata, Lepidosauria, Squamata, Varanidae. The record is from RefSeq and is a predicted model, not a curated record. Gene Ontology annotation, biological process: regulation of mRNA stability. Gene Ontology annotation, cellular component: cytoplasm. Gene Ontology annotation, molecular function: mRNA 3'-UTR binding.
CCCAGCAUCUUAAAUUCAGCCGAAGGCUGCUCGUAGCAGAAAGAGAGGGGGCGAGAGCGAGGGGAGAAAGGGAGGGAGGAGGGCAGGAGAGCGAGCGGCAGAGCGAGCGGCCAAGCCUCGGGAAAGUGCGCCGCGGCUCAGCGCAAGAAGACAGCCACGCCAUGUCGUCUGGUCAGAACACGCAAUCUACUGUGCCGCCUCUGCAUUCGCCGAAAUCACCCGUGUGGCCCAUUUUCCCCUUCAACAGGGAAGGAAGUCGGAUCUGUGAGAGGGGUACCCACCUUCUUCGGGAUUUACCCAGCCCACUCCCCACGAAAAGAACCAGGACAUACUCUGCGACGGCUCGCGCCUCUGCUGGUCCUGUCUACAAGGGUGUAUGUAAGCAGUUUUCACGCUCCCAGGGCCAUGGCUUCAUCACCCCAGAGAAUGGCACAGAGGACAUAUUUGUACAUGUUUCUGAUAUCGAAGGAGAAUAUGUCCCAGUAGAAGGAGAUGAGGUCACAUACAAAAUCUGCCCCAUCCCACCAAAGAAUCAGAAGUUCCAGGCUGUGGAAGUGGUGCUCACCCACUUAGCUCCACACACAAAGCAUGAAACGUGGUCAGGCCAAAUAAUUGGCUCCUAAACUGCUGUUUGGGCCUGCAGGUCAACUUCACCGGGAAGUGGAGUUGGAUGGUGUGGUGGGUGGUAGAACUGCUGGAGCAGGCUGGCAAUUCUUGUUUGCGGUGUGACAUGUUUGCAUUUAUAGCUUGUCUUUUCUAAGACUUGACCGUUUUUUGUUUUUUUGGCUUUCUGGUAAACGUGCUUUUCUCAAGAUGGCAAGCAGGAAGUGGAAAAGUGCUGCUGAAAGGUUUUCUUUGUGUAUGUCAUGAGCUUCUAACUGUACCUGGCUGGGCAAAGGCAGAGCUCCUUCCGUGUGUGUGUGUGUGUGUGUGUGUCCACAAAAAUUGGUAUUUAUUUGCUGUUAAUGCACGCAUUAACAAAAACAUUGUCUGUUAUCUUGGUCUGUAUAACAAAUUCUGUUGCUUUCUCAACAGGGGCAGGGCCAAGGUAGCCCUCCCAUUUACAUCCAGCCUUCUUCCCAGCCAGAACAGGAACUCAGUUGCAGGUGGAAGACUUGUCGUCCUCCAGAUGUUUUGGCCUGUUAUUCCUCACAAGUGGCUAUGCUGUCUAGGACUGAUGGGGUUUGUAGGCCAAAGCAAUGUGAGGAGGACUACACAUUGUGCAGUCCUGAACUGAGUGAUGCAGUGAAGAAUGGCUCUGGGGACAAUUCUUCAAAGUUGUGGCUACUUCAAAGUGUCUUCCAGAGCCUUUCUCAAAUUGUGCCAUCUACAGAGAUGCUCGAAGGUGUUCUUGUUUUUCCUAGCCAUUCAUGGGGAGGGAGCACUGGGCUUGUACUUGCACCAAUACACUGAUGACACUUUUCUGGACUUCUGCCAGUCUCUGUCUCCUGAGAUCAUUGGUUUGGCUACCACAGUUAGGUGACCUUUGGAUAGGAUUACUUAGCUAACAGCGAUGUUGUUUUUACCACUUGCAUUUCAGGCAAAAUGGGCAUAUCUGAUGUAGGUUGUACAAAGCAGCCAGUAGGUGGCAUCACUCAAGAAGCAGAAUUUCUGAACAAAUAAAACACAUGAAUACCUCAGAGGUAUUCACUCUUGGAUCUGUCAGGUUCUUGUAUGAUGAUGCAGAGAAAUUACUAGCUUUACUGUUUAAGCAGAAAGCUACACUUGGAAAGAGAUGGGGGUUCUGCAUUAAUAGGGCACUGGACAUGAUCAUAAAUGUGCUGCUGUGGUUGGAAGCAGCCUCAAAACCAUUGGAUCCUGUGGUGCUUCCAUUCCCCAGUGCGUAAUGUGAGUUAUUUUUCACCACAAGUGCUGAGUGUUCAGUUUUUGGAUAUUAUUAUUUGGCAGUUUGUGUACUUAAUGUUCAGGAGAACAAUGGGAAGGCAUUGGUGUGAAAAUACUGGCCUGUAACUUCUCUGUGCCAUUGAUACAGAUUUUUAACUGCUGCAGAAAUGCUUUUUCUUUUUUUCUUUUUUUGGGAGUGACUGCUCUGCUACAGAGCCUGUUCAGUUGCUGUAUCUAAUGAGAGCGAAGGAAAGGAAGGGCAGGGCAGAGAAUAUAAAUCUGAAGAAAACACUAGAACAGCUCUUUCCAGGGCAGCAGAUCAUGCACAUGGACACACACAAUUAACACAAGGUUCGGUGUGUUCUUUAGUUUUGGAAAAAAAAAAUAUCAGUUUUAAUUUUAGGGUUUUCUUUUGACAACACAAGCGAUGAAAAUUUGCAAAUAUUCCCUCACUUGAGGCUACCUAUGGAGAAACCUUUCUUAGUCCUAAAGACUUUUCCUCCUUUAUAUCACAACAGUUUGUUCCAUCUGUUCCUUAUUUGUGUGACAAUGUGUUGCUUCCAGCCUUCCAGUUCGGUAUGAACAGGUCCUACUUGCAGAGAGUCUUUUCUGCCCUGUGUGGUGAGGUUCUGUUCCUUCUUUACUCUGAAAGUAAAAGCAACUGCACUAUCUGGAGUCACAUUAGUGUCUUAAACUGCAGCAAAAUGUAAUGUCAGUAGGAUAACAUAUGUUUUUAUUUCCAUCAGUUUCAAAGGGAGUGUGUGUGUCUGUGUGUGUGAUGUCCUGGAUUGACGUCUCCUCUGUUAAUAGCUAUGUUAUCCUGAUGACGAUACAUGUUCCAAAUAUAUUAAAAUGUAAACAUUGCCCAUUUUAAGGCAUUUUUCUUUCUCUCCUGAAAGUAGUGAGUCAUUUUAAAAAAGUAAUUGCAAAUAAAGGUAUCUUUGCUAGAAAAGUAAUCUGUUAUAUUUGAAAUAGAAUAGAGCCACUUAGAUGCUGUGGUUUUAUCUUCUUGAGCUGUGUACAGUGGUUCUUGCCAAUGGAAGUCUGCUUGGAGGAUAGCAUUUUGGUUUGCUGCGUCUCCAGAGGUUUGCUUCAGUAUUUUCUGCAUGUGUUGUAUUUCUGAGUGUUACAGAUAAUGUAUUUCCUCAGGAUGGAUGUUUGGGCUAGUUCUGCCACUCUUCCGUUAUCCCAACCCAGACAUUUUGAUGCUUACCCUCUUUGUGUCCAGUUCUGUAGUCAAUGAGGGUUGUGUGCAAAAGAUAUGGAAGAAUGAGUGCAUGAGUGUCACGAUUCUUGGGGCGGUAGUAGAUUAUGGGGUCUAGUGGCAUUGUAUUGAGUGCUUCCUUCAGUUAUGCUUUGGUUCCGCCUUGCCUUCCCCAAACAUUUUACAGCUCUCCCCAGGAUAUACAGGGUCAUGUCUAAAAGCACAAACCUGAUUUGUAAUAAGCUUAUAGGUGUUCUAAGUAGCAGGGUUUUCCUAGGAUAGGGUAUGCAUGCUAGGAGUCUGCAUGGUGGUGCCAAGAAAGCUAAAGUGGAUGCUCAAGUCCAAAGCUUCUUAAACGAUGCGAUCUCUGAAGUUUCUUUACCCUGGAGAGACGUUGUAUGGGCGUCUUGACUGAGCUGAUGUGCCAGAAGCACCACUGCUCUAGGGGCUAAGUGGAGGUUACAAGAAUGCAUGUGUGAAGUUUGAGGUUUUGGUGUGGUGCUUCUUAGGAACCUGAUUAGAACCUGGUAAGAAGAACCCACAAUUUGCUGUCACCAUGAGACUUGUCUUUAAGUAGGGUGUUUUGUACUUGAGUUGCAUUUCCAGAAGCUUUCAUGAAGUGCUCUGUGAAUGUGUAUCUACAGCAUGUCUGGUGCCAGUAGUUCAUAGCUUUGGGGUGUCAGCUAUGCUGUUCCCCUACACACCUGCAGUUAGGUGUUGGGGCUGUGAUUGAGGGACCAAUGUAGACUGUUCACUUUGUGUGACCAGGUGUAUAAUGGCAGCAUUCUGACACUGUAUUGUUGGGCACGUUGUCAUCAAACUUUUCCAGAAGCAUUUCCUGUGCUUUGAGUUUAGUGCUACAGUAACAAAUCGGGAUCACAGGAAAUUCUGGGCAGAGAUACCCAGAGAGGGUGGCAUCUUCCUCCAUUUAUAUUUAAAUCUGGAAGACUGACUGAUGCCCUGCCAGAACACUGAAAAUGGUCCAGUAAGUUCAUGGGUUUUUCUAAAUGGGAACUGGCCCUCCUAAGGCAUCCCCAUGGUCAGAAGGAACAGUGAGUCUAAUGUAACCAUUUAGGAAAUUCACAUGUGUCUCUCUGGAAUGGGCUGAACCCUGCACCUCCCAUUUGCAAAGAAAGGGGUAAGUUGGACUCCCCAGCCAGGUGCUUUUGGACUUCAAAUCCUAUCAACUCCAGACAACACAACUAAUGUUGGAGGUUGUCAUCCAAAACAUUGAAAGCACAAGGCUGGGGAAGGCUGGAAUACAAGGAAAGGUCUAAGCUAGCCCCUUCUCUGAUGUGCAAGCCUUCAUAUACAGGGAACUAAAUGCACAGGAGUAUUCAAAAACAGCAUAAUGCUCCCCACUGUCUACCAUGGAGUAACACAGUCUAGAAAGACAACUGCCAUGUGAAUUUCCUGAAUCUGUAGCUGACUGCUGUCAACACGAGUGGUCUCCAGGCAGUACUGUACAAAAGGGCUGCUAAUUAUAUUCUCGGGAGUACCUUGCUUUUUACUUGCUUCUGAUUCUUUUUCCUCCCAAGAUCCAACCUAGUUGAGUAUAUGAAUAUUCUUUUGAUUGAAAAUACCAACGUAAUUAUAUUUCUUGGACCCACACUAUGCUUAAGGGCCGCAGAAGAACCUCUAUAUAUGUGUGGUGAAGUGGAGGUCAUGUUUUUUAAAGAGGCCUUUCAAAUAGAGGCACUUGUGCUGUGCAGAGAUACAAGCUUGUCUGGACUUCUCCCUCAGAGUGCAACAGCUGCCCUCUAGCCCCAGGAAAGGAACAAAGUGCAGAUCUGACAGAAGCCAUUUCCCCACUCCCCAAGGUGCAUCCAGGUCCCUCUGUGUGUGACCUACUUCCUGUGACCAUUGGAGGGGCUCUCUGCUCACAUCAAACACCAGCAGCUCCUAGCCUCUGUCCCUCUCCUUCAAGGUGCAAUACUAGUGGGGAACACUGCAGAAUUAUGACUUCCCCCUAGGAAUGCUUUUGAUCCUUUCUGAAAUAACCUUGUUACCUAUAGUGUCUGUGUUUUUACAAAUUUGUGUGGUCCUUGCCUGUCUGACCCCAUGUUGACCUUCGUAACACUGGCAAUAAACCAUUAAAGUGACUUUCCCACAAGUCUUUCCAGUUUUGGUUAUUCUUUGUAGGGUGUUUCUCUUGGGGCAUGAAUUGGUAUCCGAAUGACAUCAGUGACAGACAGUGAAGCCAGAAAGCAUAGAUAUGGGAAGUUGGGUGUUAAGUCCUAGUGUUCCUGGCCCAGGAUGUUAGCUGGGCUAACUGUUGUUAACUAACAAGCUGACUGUUGUGGGGUUAGCCACUCACUCUACUUGGAUGACAUCUUGCAAAAAGAUGCAAGAGUUGCCUUGCAUCAGAGCUGGACCACUGAUAUGCUUAGUCCACCUAUGGUACUGCUGCUGUGACAACUGCUGUUCAGGGCCCCCCUGCCCCCAGCAGAUCUUUGAUAGUAGCAAGUGUCUAAGUGAAGAUAUUAAGUCACUGCACCAGAGACUCAUCCAUGCAAACCCUACAUCAGCCUUCCUGCACAUGAUAAUUUCUCCAACAUUAUGCCAUUAGCCAUGCUUGUUGGGCAUUGUGGGAAUUAGUUCAGUGCUUCUGCGGGGCAGUAAGUUUGUUGGGGAAAGCUGCCCUGAUCUGGCUUCUAACGAGAAAGACUCCCAAAUCUGCCUCUUCUCAGUAUAAGGUGGUAGAUAAAAUACAUUUCAUAUGUGGCAUGCCACCCAGCUCUUCUCAAAGGCAGACUUAUCUCCUGCUUUUCCACUUGAAUUUUGAAGAUUUAAAUGACACAAACAAUGGGCAACCAGUAUCUCCUGCUUCACUCUACAGUUCUACAUUGUGGUAUAACAUUGAACGACAAGGCAUGAUCUCAUUUGUUUAUUUGUGAUAAAUUAAGCUAUAUUUUAAAAAUGUAAUACAUUAUCUAGUAAUACAAGAGCUGCCUGUGAACAAAAUACAUCUGUUUACCAGUACACACCUGCUUUGUACAUGUAUCAAAAUCAAAAUCAUGGGACACUCCUGCUUAAUUAAAUGCAUCUACU